Messenger RNA from Budorcas taxicolor (takin), 1846 nucleotides. RefSeq names its product carbohydrate sulfotransferase 3 (gene CHST3). Lineage: Eukaryota; Metazoa; Chordata; Mammalia; Artiodactyla; Bovidae. The coding region runs from base 395 to 1834 and encodes 479 amino acids. Gene Ontology annotation, biological process: N-acetylglucosamine metabolic process; carbohydrate metabolic process. Gene Ontology annotation, cellular component: Golgi membrane. The transcript is spliced from 5 exons. Gene Ontology annotation, molecular function: chondroitin 6-sulfotransferase activity; N-acetylglucosamine 6-O-sulfotransferase activity. The record is from RefSeq and is a predicted model, not a curated record.
GGCGAAGCUGCGGGCGGAUGCUGCCGGCGCCGGACCCUGGCCUCGGAGAGUUGGAUCCGCCCCCGCUGGAGGAGGCUCCGUGGCGGGAGGUCGACCUUUUCAAACACGGUGCUCCAGGCAGUCACUUCCAGUUGAUCGACUUGGCCCAGGAAUUGCAACUGACUUGCCGUCCCAGCUGAGAAGCCUGAAACUGGCAACUGUCCUGUCCAGGUGUGUCUAGGCCUGGGCCCUGAUGCAUUAGGUCAAAACCUGGUCACUGGCCCAACCUAAUUGCAAGAGGGGCUGGGGAAGGUGAAGAGCAUGUGGGUACCUGGACCAGGUGUCCCCCACGUGAAGGACGAGCCAGGUCCUGAGUGAUGCCCCUGAGCUGAGUGCCACGGCCCCACCCUUCCCCAUGGAGAAAGGACUCUCUUUGCCCCAGGACUGCCGACAUUUUCUGCACAGCUUGAGAAUGAGGAGCAAAUAUGCCCUCUUCCUGGCUUUUGUGGUGGUGGUUUUUGUCUUCAUUGAAAAGGAAAAUAAAAUCAUAUCAAGGGUCUCAGACAAGCUGAAGCAGAUCCCUCAGUCCCUGGUAGAGGCCAAUAGCACCGACCCAGCCCUGGUCUUGGCCGAGAACGCAUCCCUCUUGUCCCUGAGUGAGCUGGAUUCGGCCUUCCUGCAGCUGCAGAGCCGCCUGCGAAACCUCAGUCUGCAGCUGGGCAUGGAGCCAGCAGAGGAGGCCGAGGAGGAGCAGAUGCUGGAGGCGGAAGAGGAAUGGGAGCAGCUGGAACCCCGCCCACCCGCCGAGGCCCCGCCCCGGCGCCACGUGCUCCUCAUGGCCACGACUCGCACCGGUUCCUCGUUUGUGGGUGAGUUCUUCAAUCAGCAGGGCAAUAUCUUCUACCUCUUCGAGCCGCUGUGGCACAUCGAGCGCACGGUGUCCUUCGAGCAGGGUGGCGCCAACGCUGCGGGCUCGGCCUUGGUCUACCGCGACGUGCUCAAGCAGCUUUUCCUGUGCGACCUGUACAUCCUGGAGCACUUCAUCAUUCCGGCGCCCGAGGACCACCUGACCCAGUUCGUGUUCCGCCGGGGCUCCAGCCGCUCCCUCUGCGAGGACCCCGUCUGCACGCCCCUCGUCAAGAAGGUCUUCGAGAAGUAUCCCUGCAAGAACCGCCGCUGUGGACCUCUCAACAUGACGCUGGCCGCUGAAGCCUGCCGCCGCAAGGAGCACAUGGCCGUCAAGGCCGUCCGCAUCAGGCAACUGGAGUUCCUCCAGCCGCUGGCCGAGGACCCCCGUCUCGACCUGCGCGUCAUCCAGCUGGUGCGCGACCCCCGCGCUGUGCUGGCCUCCCGCAUGGUGGCCUUUGCGGACAAGUACGAGACCUGGAAGGAGUGGGUGGCCAAGGGACAGGACCAGCUGAGGGAGGAGGAGGUGCUGCGGCUGAAGGGCAACUGUGAGAGCAUCCGCCUGUCCGCCGAGUUGGGCCUGAGGCAGCCGGCUUGGCUGCGGGGCCGCUACAUGCUGGUGCGCUACGAGGACGUGGCCCUCCGGCCCCUGCAGAAGGCCCAGGAGAUGUAUCGCUUUGCAGGCAUCCCCCUAACCCCGCAGGUGGAGGACUGGAUCCAGAAGAACACCCAGGCGGCCCACGAUGGCAUCUACUCCACGCAGAAGAACUCCUCGGAACAAUUUGAGAAAUGGCGCUUCAGCAUGCCCUUCAAGCUGGCGCAGGUGGUGCAGGCCGCCUGCGGCCCGGCCAUGCGCCUCUUCGGCUACAAGCCAGUGCAGGAUGCCGCCUCGCUCUCCAACCGCUCUGUCAGCCUGCUGGAGGAGCGCGGCACCUUCUGGGUCACGUAGGGGGCCCGGGGU